GACAAAAUCUAAUAACAAUAACAAAAAAACAUCCACAAUAUUCGUAGUGUUCCUUUAGAAUAAUUGUCCGUCUGUUAUUUCAUUUACAAUCCCCCUAAACUCUAAGACUGCCCAUAGUCCGUUUUUCUUCAGUGUUGCGCCUCUCCACAGUCCUUUACGGCAGUGGUACUGAUGCGGGAUGAGUCAGGCUAUAUGAUGCUGCUGCUACUGCUGCCAUUUCAUCAGCAGCGAAACACCACAAACACACAGCAAACACAAACGUGAUACCGCGGGACCCCCCACCCCCCCCUGACAGCGAUCAUCCUGCUCUCAGAAACAGCCACGCGUCUCGGCGUGGAAACACAGACGAGACGCUUGUUCGUGGUUUAUUCGUGUCUCCGGUUGAAAGCGCAAGAUCCGGUUUUUUUUUCUUCUUUCCAUUGCACCUGCUCUGGAUGCGUUUUUUUCUUUGCGCUCGGGCCUGACAUCAACAAGGAAAUCAGCUCUGACUCCAGCAGGGCCUGCUGUAGCCUACACCAGCGUCUGUGUCCAGGCUUUAUAAGACAAGCAUCGAGGGCUUUGGGGGAGUUUGGGUUGUUCUGCUGCGUCCUGAGGAUCGACCCAGACAAACUCGUCGGUGCCAUGGAGCCCACAUCAGCCUGGUCGUGAACGCCGCAAACAGCGUAAGAAGAGCAACCAUUCUGGCCUAAACUCCACUCCAGCUCCAAACAGACAUACCGACCGACCGACAGACAGACCGACCGACCGACCGGUGAGAGCGACAGACAGGCCCAGCCAAGUCAUGGAGGCGAUAUGGCUCUAUCAGUUCCGGCUGAUCGUCAUCGGGGACUCCACGGUGGGCAAGUCGUGUCUGAUCCGGCGGUUCACGGAGGGACGCUUCGCCCAGGUGUCGGACCCCACGGUCGGCGUGGACUUCUUCUCCCGGCUGGUGGAGAUCGAGCCGGGCAAGCGGAUCAAGCUGCAGAUCUGGGACACCGCGGGCCAGGAGCGUUUCAGGUCCAUCACUAGGGCUUACUACCGUAACUCUGUGGGAGGGCUCCUCCUGUUCGACAUCACCAACCGCCGCUCGUUUCAGAAUGUUCACGAUUGGCUGGAGGAGGCUCGCAGCCACGUCCAGCCCCACAGCAUCGUCUUCCUAUUGGUGGGUCACAAAUGUGACCUGGAGGCACAGCGCCAGGUGACCCGCCAGGAAGCAGAGAAGCUGGCAGGGGCGUACGGGAUGCGAUACGUCGAGACGUCGGCGCGCGACGCCAUCAACGUGGAGCACGCCUUCACCGAGCUGACUAGAGACAUCUUCGCCCUGGUGCGGUCUGGCGAUAUCACAAUCCAGGAGGGCUGGGAGGGCGUGAAGAGCGGGUUUGUCCCCAAUGUGGUUCACUCCUCGGAGGAAGUGACCAAGAGUGACCGCCGCUGUCUGUGUUGAUGUGGGAAUGAGCUUUGGGACUGAAGGUGAAAAAGGGUAGGGAUUCAGAAAGGAUUCAGAGGAGAGCGGCUGACGGACUGAGGUGUCAGCCCUCUGAAUGAAACUGUUGAUAACCCUCUGUUGUUCUUUGUUCAGACUGGAUACAGAAGGGGAUGUUUAAUGACUUUCAAUGAAGGUAGAAGGCGGAGAAGAACACCUUGAAAAUGGGUGGAUAGCUGAAGGGUUGUGCCCAUUUCUGUAUACGUUUUAUUUCCUGGAGAGGAAGGAUCACAGAUGCUCAUUUACUUGUGAGGGCUCCCAUGAUUCCAUUCCUUUAGUGUUAGGUUUGGGCUUCUUGCUUGAAAAUCCCUCCCUGAACGUCUUAGAAAGGCCUUAGAAAGAGGAUCCAUUUUUGUUCUUCAUCAAAAUAUGAUAAAACUCAAUAGACUAAUCUUUCUUUCUCUUAUCUCUUCCUUCACCUCGCCUCCACCUACUUCUUAAUCUUUUCCUCUCUUCCAAUAUGCAGUUACAUGAUCACAUACCAAACGAUCACUUUUACGUUGGUGUCCAACAUUUUCCUAGCACAUAUCAUUUAAAGUUAAGUCGGCACCUUUAGAUUCAACUUCCCUCGUUAAUAAGAGUCAUGUUUCUCUUGUGCUGACAUUUUGCUGCACAUUCCACUAUCAGAGGUCAACGGAGGAGUCCUGGAGGUCCUACAUUUAAUGAGGGAAGACUGAUUUCCCUCCCGGAGCUGUGGUCUUGUUGCCAGGGACCACAUUAUUUCUCUUUGAAGCAAUUUAGGUCUCCAGUGAGCUCAAUGACAUUGACUAAAUGGUUAUAUCCAGUAUCAUUCUGCUAAAUACUGCACUAUAACAAAACAUCAUCACCCAUCCAGUUCCUUAUGGACUCCUUGAGCAGGAAAAGACAACGUGUACAGCUUGACCGAGGUGGACUUGUUGGACUAGCUUAACAACACCUUACUGUUUACCUUUAACUGGGGACUUGUUAAGGUGGACUAAUACGAGUUUGAAGCCAGAAAGCACCUUCACAGCCAAAUCCAUCUUAACUGUGGAGCCUGAUUUUGGACUUUUGAAGGGUGCAGAUAAACACAGUGGAGAUUGAUUUCUUGAAAGCAGACAUAGAGGGACCAGACCACGGAUUCCACAAAAGAAUCACAUUAUCCACAAUGCACGCAUAUAGACAAUAUAAUCAUGCAAAAAAUGUCCAAUUGGCAGGUGUUAAAUCAACCCAGCACAGAUACAGGCACAAGGAAAACCACAAGGUUACAUUUUGUCCUGAGCAAGUGGUUUAUAUGCCAUUUUUAUGUGUGCGCGCAAGUGAAUUAUCUCAUCAAACAUUUAUUUUCAUUUGAAUACACUCCAGUGCUGCAGGUUGAUGUACCUGGAAUAGUUACUUGUGCAUUUUCUGCAAUUCAAAGAUCCCACUUAGAAACUACAUGGGUUUUGUAUGGGUCAGGUAGCGUUCUGAUACCAAAAAAAGCCCUACUUUCAUGAAAGUUCAAUGAAUGAUCACUUUUUGUUAAAACGGUUUGAAAGAGGUAUUAAUUCAACUGUAUGAUCAUUUUGAAGCACGUAGUUUGUGCUGCUGUUAAAUUGUAUUGCAUUAUAAAGAGAGGUGUUUUGUUUUCUUACUCUACCCAUGAUACCCUCUACAAUUGAUAUAAAUGGGUUUGACGUAUUAGAAAAACAUCUCAGUAUGACGCAAGAUAAUUUAACAGAACCACAAACUUCAGCCUCCAAAAUAACCAUGUUGAAUCAACACCUCUCUAUAUCGGCUCCAAAACUAAAUCUGAAUAUUAUAACUUUCAGGAAGGUAAAACUUUAUGUGCCCGUGAAGAAAAGCAACAAUUUUGUCUUGCCAAUUGAGAUGCACAUGUGUGACUAAGUGCAAACACUUGUUGCAAUUGUUUCAAAUCGCAUCACAUGAAAUGACUUGUGUAAAUGGGUCAAACUGUAUCACAUUGGAAACAAAACUACUGCUACAGUAAUGAGACAAGCUGUGAUGUCAAGCAGGUGUUUGCCAUCACCGAUUAAAGACAGAACACCUAUUGUGACAUCACUGUUUGGGGUAAGGCCAACAUGCUUUUUAAUGUUUAAAAUCAUCAUUUGUUUUGUGUGGUUCUGUGUUAAUUUACCUUUUUUUUAAGAUUAUUUUUGGGGCAUUUUAGGCCUUUAUAUAGGACAGCUGAAGACAUGAAAGGGACAACCUGAUCUCACAGAAUUCCGUAAAAUGAACACGGCCAAUUAACUCAAAAUCUGUGGCAGUUUCACGGAAUUGCAUAAAAUUCCAUGGUGGACCCACGGAAGAAUUCCGUGAAAUGAACACGUCCCCUUAAGUUAAGAAAAAGGUUGUGGGUAGGCUUACGUUUCCAUGACACGCAGGACAACAACAGGAUGGUUGGGUUUAGGAAAAGAAGAACGUGACGUUUAUGGUUGGGUUUUGGAAAUGUGACAUGCGGGACACGAUCUCCGGUCUCCUGGGUGAAAGUCCUGUGUUUGACCCAUACACCACCCCAAUCAACCUCCCUACGCGGAUUUUCGGGCUUUCAUACUACUCGCUACCGUAGUCGCUACUAAUGCUACAUCAUCUUCCCAUUGACUUUACAAUGGCAUUGUUUUCCGUAAUUUUCACACAUUCCGUGCAACCACCACGUAAUGCGGUGUGAACAGUUCGUGAUCAUUUCACGGAAUUCUGUGAGACCAGGCUGGAAAGGGGAGAGAGAGGAGGAAUGACAUGCAGGAAAGGGGAGUAGGGCGGAGUCGAACCUGUGGCCGCUUGGUCGAGGAGUCGACCUCUAUACAUGGGCGCCUGCUCUACCAGGUGAGCUACCCAGGCGCCCGUUAAUUUACUUUUUAAGUAGGCAAUUAUUUUCUGUUACAUUAGUGUUUUAACUCAAAAUGUCAGGCCAGUUGCUGACGUUUAUUUUUAAAGCCAAGGAAAAUCAGAGACAGUGAAUCAUCCUGUUAUAUAAAAAAAUGGUAUUUAAAGGCAUUUUCAAGGAACAUCAAAAAUCAUGUGUGUUCACAGGCAAUUUGUCUGGUUGAUUGAUUAUACCAGUAAUCUCCAAGACGAUUCCAAUAAAAGCUACAUAUUCUUAUGAGAUUAGUGCAGGACCAAAUAUAUUCAUCUGUUUAAUGUUUUGUGAGCCACAUCGACCUACAUAUUUGGCUAUAUUUGCUACAAUAAAUGAUUGUCAUUUAGGCACUGACAUGGAACAUAGACUUUUAGCAUUGUUAGCAAUUAAAUGUACCUUACCUACCUUAAGCACCUGGAUGGCUUGGUGUAGAUCUGUAUUUUUAUACACCUUCAACAAUCUUUAUUUAAACAAUUUUUUUUCCUUUCAUAUGAUUUGAUUAGCAUUUUAUAUUUGAACUCUUUUUGGCCCUUAAACUGAUACACAGUCCUACGUGAAUGCCCUUGUCGAUCCUUGCUGUGAUCUCUGUUAUAUUUCUUUUUUUAAAUUAAUGUAUCCAAUCCUUUCCCCCUGCAAUUCAUAAUUACAGUGAGGAAACUGUGA
Molecule: messenger RNA, 4940 nt
Organism: Perca fluviatilis (European perch)
Lineage: Eukaryota; Metazoa; Chordata; Actinopteri; Perciformes; Percidae
Gene: rab39bb
Product: RAB39B, member RAS oncogene family b
Exons: 4
Coding region: 782-1423 (213 amino acids)
Biological process (GO): Rab protein signal transduction
Cellular component (GO): Golgi membrane
Molecular function (GO): GTPase activity; GTP binding
Source: RefSeq, a predicted model, not a curated record